AUGGCCCAAAUGGCGUCCGCCAUCACACUAGCCACAUCACCAGAGCCCACUAAAGCUCAUGGCAUUCGCCAUGAGCAUAAUGGCGUCCGCCAUUUGACCCCAGUAACAAACAUGGGAAUGCGACAUAAGACUUCUGGUCAUAAGUUUUUGCUUGUGCUAGAUGAUAUAUGGAAUGACGAUCAUGCAAAGUGGAUUGAGUUAAUAGAUUUUAUAAAAGUUGAUGCAAUAGGAAGUCAAAUCACAGUGACAACACGUAGCAACUCAAUUGCUUCAAUGGUGGGUGGAGUAGUUAAAUGUUCAGAUCUUGUAGAGAUUGGAAAAGAAAUUGUGAAAAAAUGUGCAGGGGUUCCACUUGCUGUCAGAACAUUAGGAAGCUCACUGUUCUUAAAAUAUGAUUCAAAAAAGUGGAUAUCUCUGAGAGAUUGUGAGAUUUGGAACUUUGAACAAAAGAAAGGUGAUAUUUUUCCUGCACUAAAGUUAAGCUAUGAUCAAAUGUCGUCCUAUUUGAGGCAAUGUUUUGCUUACUUUUCCCUUUAUCUCAAAGAUCAUGACAUCUCUAUUGGUGAGAUUACCCGUCUUUGGAUAGCACUUGGAUUAAUACAAUAUCAGAAUGGAAUUGAGCAACUAAUGGAUAUUUCCAGAGAAUAUAUAGAAGAGUUAAAAUCUAGAUCAUUUCUUCAAGAUUUUGAAAACUUUGGCUUUGUUGUAACAUUCAAAGUGCAUGAAUUGAUUCAUGAUCUUGCUGUGUAUGUUAGGAAAGAGGAAUGUGUAUAUUGA
This is a messenger RNA of Vicia faba (fava bean), 777 nucleotides long. The record is from the annotation of a GenBank genome assembly. Lineage: Eukaryota; Viridiplantae; Streptophyta; Magnoliopsida; Fabales; Fabaceae.